This is a messenger RNA of Andrographis paniculata, 3047 nucleotides long. RefSeq names its product pentatricopeptide repeat-containing protein At1g71490-like. The transcript has 4 exons. Gene Ontology annotation, molecular function: RNA binding; protein binding. NCBI's taxonomy places the organism in Eukaryota, Viridiplantae, Streptophyta, Magnoliopsida, Lamiales, Acanthaceae. Gene Ontology annotation, biological process: RNA modification. The coding region runs from base 253 to 2478 and encodes 741 amino acids. The record is from RefSeq and is a predicted model, not a curated record.
GACUGCAAGGAGCGGCUUCGAGACAGCCACUGUCUGCUACCGACUUCCAUUUUUGCUCCUCUAAAUUUCUGCUCCACCUUCAUAUGUCCGUUCUUCCGAGUAGUUACUGGAUGAUUCAACGGGUUUUCGGUUUGAUUAUUCUUUUUCCAGUACUGAGGCUUGACAGCUAUUAAUAAUCAUCCAGGGUGCAGUCAUGCAUGGGAUAUUAUGCAUUUUUGGUAUCAAAAUGUGCAAUAGGCCUAUCGACAUUGCAUGCCUUCUCGAUUUCAUAACUUUCCAAGGGGCAUUUCCUUUAAUCAGAUUGAAAAAUGCAUGCCAAUGAAAUGGAGACAAAGCAUCAAAAAACCAUUAGAUGUUCAUGAGAAAACCAAGAAUCAGUCUUUCUCAGCGCAUAAAGCUUUUAUAGAACUUCAUGAGAAUAUUGAUGACUGUAUGGUGGAUAAACUUGUUAUAGUCUUGAAGGAUUUUGCUAGCCGUGGUCUCUUAUCCAAGGCCUUUGGGACCUUUUCACUUGUUCAAGUUCAUGCCUUAGCAUCAACUUCUAUUGAUUCUGUUGUGGAGUCGAUAUGCUCUUUGUUGUCUUCUUGCACCAAUUUCAAGUUCUUUCUAGAAGGCAAACAGCUUCAUGCACAAGUUAUAACUCAGGGUAUUCAGGAUAACCAUGCAUUGGUCUCAAAACUAGUAACUUAUUAUACAACCACUGGUUUUCUUUCUGAUGCCCAUCUUAUAGUAGCCAAUGCACCCAUCCGGUAUCCUCUGCCCUGGAAUAUCCUUAUCUCGUCAUAUGUGGGUAAAGACUAUAAUCAAGAAGCUAUCCUUUCCUUUAAGAAAAUGGUUUACAAGGGAGUAAGACCUGAUAAUUUCACUUACCCAUCUAUUGUCAAGGCUUGUGCUGAGCUGUCAAAUCUUGAUUUGGGAAGACAGAUACACAAGUCUAUUAUUUGUGGCUCUGAAAACUGGAACUUAUUUGUGCAGAAUGCGUUGAUUUCCAUGUAUGGAAAGUGUGGUGACUUGGAAACUGCGCGGAUUAUCUUUGACAGAAUGCCAAUUAAGGACCAAGUAUCGUGGAACUCUAUAAUCUCAGGAUAUGUAUUGAGUGGUAAGUGGCAUGAUGCUUUUGAGCUUUUUGAAAGCAUGAGAUUGGCUGGUGUGGAAUUAAAUGCUAUAAUUUGGAAUACUAUCGCUGGCGGUUGCUUGAGGACAGGCAAUAUCAGAAGGGCACUUCAACUAAUCUGCCAGAUGCGAAGGAGUUGCAAUUAUCUAGAUCAUGUGGCAGUGAUAAUCGGCUUAGGCGCAUGCUCCCAUAUUUGCGCAUUAAAACUAGGGAAAGAAAUCCAUGCACUGGCAAUUCGAAAUUCUACUAGUGAUUAUGUUAAUGUUAGAAAUUCACUAAUAACUUUGUAUUCUAGGUGUGGUGAUCUUAGGCAUGCUUAUAUAGUGUUGAGAUCCACGGAAGCUAAAACAAUUAUUACCUGGAACUCUAUAAUAUCAGGAUUUGCACAAUGGGAUCUGUCUGAGGAAGUGUCACAUUUGUUCAGAGAACUGCUGCUUUCUGGUAUCAGACCAAAUUAUGUGACCCUUGCAGGCAUUCUACCUCUUUGUGCCCGUGUUGCCAACCUACAACAUGGGAGAGAGUUCCACUGCUAUAUUCUCAGACAUCAGGAAUUUCAGGGGCACCUCCUUCUUUGGAAUGCUCUUAUUGCUAUGUAUGCCAGAUCAGGUAGAGUGUUACUUGCCAGAAGGCUUUUUGAUAUGCUGGAUCAGAAAGAUGUUGUGACAUACACUUCAAUAAUUGCUGGAUAUGGUGCACGAGGAGAUGGUAACGCUGCUGUUCAACUAUUCAAUGAAAUGAUAAGCUCCCAAAUUACACCUGAUCAAGUAGCAAUGAUUGCUGUAUUGUCAGCUUGUAGUCAUUCAGGUCUUGUAGCUCAAGGCCAGUUACUAUUUGAAAAGAUGCAAAGCUUUUACGGCAUAACUCCUAACUUGGAGCAUUUUGCUUGCAUGGCCGAUCUCUAUGGGAGGGCUGGUUUACUGAAGAAAGCUAAAGAUAUUAUCACAAGGAUGCCAUUUGAGCCAACCUCUGAAAUGUGGGCAACACUUAUUGGGGCAUGUAGAAUCCAUGGAAAUACGGAUAUUGGGGAGUGGGCAGCAGAGAAACUGCUAGAAAUGAAGCCACAAAAUUCAGGGUACUAUGUCUUGAUUGCAAACAUGUAUGCUGCUGCUGGUUGCUGGAGCAAACUAGCGGAGGUACGAACUAUUAUGAGAGACUUGGGUGUGAGGAAAGAUCCUGGAUGUGCUUGGGUUGGUGUUGGUGCUGGAUUUUCUCCCUUUGUGGUUGAUGACACUUCCAACAAUCAAGCAGAUGAGAUAUAUCCUUUGUUGAGGGGACUCACUAGACAAAUGAAAGACGUUGAUCAUUCUGUCUCUGAAAGUUCCGAAACAGAGGAAGAAAUUUUAUUCUUAUGUGCGGAGCAGUGAGCUAUGAAUACUUUUUGGAUGUUACUUGAUCAACUAUGCUGCUUCCAUGUGUGUCCUUUGAACAGACGAGGCAGAUGAAUCGCGAGGCUACUGUCAACUUCUCAUUAAACUGAUGUUUCGGAAUGCCAUGGAUUCCAUAGGUCUUGAUUUAUGCAGUCUAGCUGUAACCUGUUAUCAAGACAAGCAGUAAUCUCUAUCGUGCGACCCACACACACAUUUGAGCAGGCAUGUACAGCUUAGGCUUCAAUCUAUUAUGAAAAUUUGCAGUGACCUGGUAUAUCUACCAACCUGCAAGAAUCAGGAUUCUCAACCCUCAGAUUGCCAUUUUGCUUCCUCAUAGUCAUCCGGAUCACUCAGUUCCAGAAGUUUUACAGAGGACAACCAGUGCCAGUAGAACAUCUAUAAAAUGGUUGGUUUCUUGUGCUUGUGCAAUUUAUUUCCAAGUUUUAAACUUGGUGACAACUCACUGCUUUUAUACGCAUUGUUGCAAUUUUUUCACAUCUAACAUUUAUUGAUCUUUUCCUUGUAGAUGUUCAAUAGAAUGUUGUAAAUAAAUUAUUUCCUCAAUU